UAAGUUUUGUGUAAAAUCUCUGAUGAUAAUAAAUCUUUAAUCACGGUACUUAUCUAUUGUUCUUAUCGUUUUUAGGACGGGCUGAUAAGACUAUCGCCGUUACAAGCCGACCGAUAGUAAACAAAAACAAAAAUGUGUUCAAUUAUUUGAAUAGGAUACUACAGUAAUAUAAUCGAAAUAUUAAUUCGUUUUCGCGUUGUUCAUUUACCGAUGAGAAGUACGUUGGCGGUUCCGACGCGAAGCAAAAAAAAGAAAACAUAAUGAAGUUUUUAAUUGACGAACUGGAGAUUUUGUUCCCGUACGAGUACAUAUAUCCGGAGCAGUACGCGUACAUGGUGGAACUGAAAAAAGGACUGGACGCCAAAGGACAUUGUCUGCUGGAGAUGCCGUCGGGCACGGGCAAGACCAUCACAAUACUGUCGUUGGUCGUCGCAUAUAUGGUCAAGUAUCCUGCAAAACUCGCCAAACUCUUGUACAGCACCCGCACGCUGUCUGAAAUCGAAAAGGCAGCGGAAGAAUUGCGCGUGCUAUGCGACUAUUACCAGGCGAACAAUUGCGACGCGAACAUGCUCGGCGUGGUCCUUUCGUCCCGGAAAAACCUGUGCAUAAAUCCAUCGAUCGCGGGUGAACACAACGGGCGCAUCGUCGACGGACGGUGUCACGCAUUGACGGCACCGUUCGUCCGGGCGCGGCACGCCGAAGGCGAGACCGUCGACGUCUGCAGUUUUUACGAGAAACUCGACUCGCUGGGCCGGGACAUGGUUCUGCCGCCGGGCAUUUACAACAUCGAAGACCUGAAGGAGCUGGGCGCCAAACAGGGCGUGUGCCCGUACUUUGUCGCCCGGCAGAUGCUCAUACACGCCAACGUCGUUAUAUACAGCUACCACUAUCUGCUGGACCCGAAAAUCGCCGGCAUCGUUUCCAAAGACUUCAGCAAGAAUACGAUCGUGGUGUUCGACGAAGCCCAUAACAUCGACACCGUUUGCAUAGACUCGUUAAGUUCGCAUAUCACGAACAGCAAUCUGGACAAAGCGAUCGAAGGUAUAAACAAGCUCGACACGGAGAUCACGUCCAUGAAAGAGCGGGAUUCGCAGAGACUGAGAGAGGAAUAUAGGAAAAUGGUUGACGGUUUGAGGGAAAUCUACAGGAAUCGUGAAGCGAACGCAGCGUUGGCGAAUCCGAUCGUACCUGACCAGGUGCUGAAAAUAACCGAAUUGCCGGGCAAUAUUAGAAGUGCCGAACAUUUCUUGGGUUUCAUGAAAAGGUUCAUCAUGUACUUGAAACUCAGAAUAAACUCCACCACUGUUGUGCAAGAGACUCCCAUAAUGUUCAUCAAAGAUAUAUACCAAAAGGUGUGUAUCACCAGGAAACCAUUGAGAUUUUGCACCGAACGGUUAUCGUCGCUGCUCAAGACGCUGGAAAUAAACGAAAUCGUUGAUUUCUCUGCACUGAUUACCGUCACUCAGUUUGCUACCCUUGUAUCGACCUACAUGAAAGGAUUUAUGAUAAUUAUUGAACCAUUUGAUGAGAGAUCGUCAUCGGACAGUUCUGUUAUGCAUUUCAGUUGUUUGGAUUCUUCGAUUGCCAUCAAACCUGUUUUGGAUUAUUUCAACACGGUUCUCAUAACGUCCGGAACAUUGUCUCCGUUAGAAAUGUACCCAAAGAUUUUAAAUAUCAAUCCUGUCAUAAUGACAUCGCUGACCAUGACAUUGUCCAGACAGUGCUUUUUGCCAAUGGUUGUUGGUCGAGGUAACGACCAAGUAGCGUUAACAUCAAAAUGGGAGUCUAGAGAGGACUCAUCUGUUGCCCGAAACUAUGGCCAUUUAUUACUGGAAAUGGUUAAAGUGGUGCCCGAUGGCGUUGUGUGUUUUUUCCCGUCGUACCUAUAUAUGAAAUCAGUUGUAGCCGCUUGGUAUGACCAAGGAAUAAUUGAGAAAAUUUUGGAUUACAAACUGAUAUUUAUUGAGACACAAAAUAUCGUCGUAACUAAUCAUGCAAUUAAAUGUUAUGCAGAGGCCAUUGAACGAGGGAAAGGAGCACUAUUAUUAUCUGUUGCUAGAGGUUUGUAGCAUUUUCUAAUUUACAACAAAAUGUAUUUUUUUAAUGAAUAAAUGCCUUACUACUUUCACAUUAAUGACAAUUAAUACAGAAAGACUAAUAAAUAUACAUACCCUAUAGGUUCACAGAAAUAUAUUUAAAUUAUUUACUAAAACAUUUUAUAUUUAAAAAACUGUGUUAAUACAAAUUUAUGUUAUUGAAUAAAUUAUAGUAUUAACAUUUUACAGUUUCACAAAUGGCAUUUAUGUGUUUUAAUCAGCAGUUAAAAAAAUACUAAUAAUAAUAUUAUAUUUAUUUGUGUUUACAGGUAAAGUGUCUGAAGGUAUGGAUUUCGAUCAUCACUAUGGUCGAGCAGUAAUAGUUCUGGGUAUGCCGUAUGUUUAUACUCAGUGUCGUAUUUUAAAAGCCCGCAUGGAAUAUUUAUGCAGUCAGUAUCAAAUAUCGGAAGGUGAUUUUUUAACGUUUGAUGCGAUGAGACAUACUGCCCAAUGUGUGGGCCGAGCAAUCCGUGGAAAAAUGGAUUAUGGUAUUAUGGUGUUUGCUGACAAAAGAUUUGCCAGACAUGAUAAAAGAAAUAAACUACCAAAAUGGAUACAGGCGUAUCUAACUGAUAAUGUUUGCAAUUUGACGGUUGACGAAGCUGCACAAAUGGCCAAAAGAUGGCUAAGAUAUAUAGCACAACCUGAUCCAGUAGAAAAUCAAAUGGGAGUAUCGUUGUUGGAUGUAAAGGGACUGAACAAGACUGAUUUCCUGUCAAAAGUAAUACAAAAAUCUUAACUAUUAGCCCUAAGAUAAAAUUUAUACCUUGUUUGUAUUUUUUUAAUUUUGUAUAAACCUUCUAUGGUUCACCCAUAUAAUAUAUUAUGUAUAUUUUGUAAUUAUUUUUGUAUUUAUAACGAUUCCAAUUGUAAUCAAAAUCCACUUAUUAUAAUUUAUAAGAUUAUUAACAGCAAAAGAGUGAAUACAAUUUUUGUUUAGUUUUUCAGUGUGAGAAAUUAUUUUUUUUUAAUAAUUUAUUUUAUUGUAUUUAUAAAUAUUAUUAUAUAAUUUAGAGAUUUUAUUCAUUUGUCUACAAU
Cinara cedri is the source of this 3134-nucleotide messenger RNA. The record is from the annotation of a GenBank genome assembly. NCBI's taxonomy places the organism in Eukaryota, Metazoa, Arthropoda, Insecta, Hemiptera, Aphididae.